This is a messenger RNA of Achroia grisella, 476 nucleotides long. RefSeq names its product larval cuticle protein LCP-17-like (gene CPR6). Gene Ontology annotation, cellular component: chitin-based extracellular matrix. Bases 33 to 431 code for a protein of 132 amino acids. Lineage: Eukaryota; Metazoa; Arthropoda; Insecta; Lepidoptera; Pyralidae. The record is from RefSeq and is a predicted model, not a curated record. Gene Ontology annotation, molecular function: structural constituent of chitin-based larval cuticle. The transcript is spliced from 4 exons.
UGCGCGCAGUUACUCUGUGGCAGAUUUGCAAAAUGAAACUACUACUCCUGACUCUGUUUGUGGCGUACGCUGCCGCCGAUGUCUCGCACAUCCUCAACCAGGGUGGUGAGAAGGACGCCAAGAUCCUGAGACAGGAGCUGGACGUCGGACUGGAGGGCAACUACCAAUACGCGUACGAAACUGAGAAUGGAAUCUCUGCACAGGAGCAGGGAUCGUUGAAAAAUGCCCAGUCGGAGAACGCCGCCCAAUCUGUGCAGGGUGAGGCGCAGUGGACCGCCCCCGGGGGUGAGGUCAUCCAACUGCAGUACAUUGCUGACGAGAACGGGUACCAGCCCCAAGGUUCCCAUCUUCCAACCCCUCCACCAAUACCGGAGGCGAUCCUGAAAGCGCUGGAGUACAUCCGCGCCCACCCCCCACCCCCUGAACAAUAAACGCGUAUCUCCCUUAAUCAUAACUAGUAUAUCACCCCGGUCUCG